UUCUUCUCUUUUCUUUUUUCUUCUACCAAAUCCAUCUUUCUAUCAAAACAAAAAGGAAGCACUAGUGUAAUUGGAUGUCUAGAGAAAGAGAGAGAUUGGAUGAGAUCAUUGGAAAGAAGUUAAAGAUAGAGAAUAUUGAUGCAACUUCAAAGUUACAUAUGCAACAAAUUAUGGGAAGGAGACAUAUAAUAUUGGAGCCUUCAUGCCCAAAAUUGAAUACUAUUAUACCUUGUGCUGCUUGUAAGCUUUUGAGAAGAAAAUGUGCUGAAGAAUGUCCAUUUUCUCCUUAUUUCUCUCCACAUGAACCCCAGAAAUUUGCUGCUGUUCAUAAAGUCUUUGGUGCUAGCAAUGUUUCUAAGUUGCUCAUGGAGGUGCCAGAGAGUCAGAGAGCAGAUGCAGCAAAUAGUUUGGUAUAUGAAGCAAAUGUGAGGCUAAGGGAUCCAAUAUAUGGAUGCAUGGGUGCAAUUUCAACUUUAAAUCAACAAGUUCAAUCAUUACAAGCUGAGCUUAAUGCAACAAGGGCUGAAAUUUUGAGAUAUAAAUAUAGAGAAGCAACAAAUAGUCUUAUUAUUGCAUCCAAGGGUAUUGGAGGCGCGGUGGUCGUGGCUGAUCAGGUUCCACAAGCUCCUUCCACUCCCACCCAUCCACCACGACCACCGUUGCCCCAAGAAUAUUUUGGGGCUGUUGUCCCUUCUUCUUCUUCUCCUUCUUUAACUCAAUCAGUUGUGUAUGCAAUUCCUUCUAGUGGAGCCAAUUUUAGUGUUAUCCCCAACAAUAAUAUACCCUAUUUUGACUAG
Messenger RNA from Solanum dulcamara, 797 nucleotides. Its product is annotated as LOB domain-containing protein 15-like. Bases 75 to 797 code for a protein of 240 amino acids. The record is from RefSeq and is a predicted model, not a curated record. The transcript has 3 exons. NCBI's taxonomy places the organism in Eukaryota, Viridiplantae, Streptophyta, Magnoliopsida, Solanales, Solanaceae.